Molecule: messenger RNA, 792 nt
Organism: Bactrocera dorsalis (oriental fruit fly)
Lineage: Eukaryota; Metazoa; Arthropoda; Insecta; Diptera; Tephritidae
Product: C-type lectin 37Db-like
Exons: 2
Coding region: 77-694 (205 amino acids)
Molecular function (GO): signaling receptor activity
Source: RefSeq, a predicted model, not a curated record
UUCCAUGAACAUUCUUCGGUGUCGGUUGUGCUUGCUUGCAAAUAUAGUGUUAAUAAACUAAUUAAUCAACGACAAAAUGGGUUUGACAAAAUGCUGUAUUUUUAUUUUGUGCUUUGCGGGGGUCCUAUCCGAUUGUAUUGAUAUUUCCAAGCCCGGUGAAUCAUUCUGUAAACCUAAUAAACUCUUUUAUUCUGCAGUUGAAAAUAAGACACAACCCUUCAUAGGGAUCGGUAGUAAAUAUUACCUAAUAAAUACUGUGUCUAAGAUGAAUUGGUUCGGUGCGGCGCUUUAUUGUCGCAAAUAUGAUAGUGAUUUGGCUGUAAUUGAAUCGGAAGCUGAGAUGAAUGCACUGAGUUCCUAUUUAACUACGAAUGAAAGUCAUAUUGAUAAAAGAUUUUGGUUGGGUCUUACCGAUUCGGCCGAGGAGGGUAAAUUUUUGUCAAUUAAAGACGGACGCCCAAUGCCGUAUGCUAAAUGGUCAGAGGGUCAACCAACGAAUUACGCUGGAAAUGAGAAUUGUGUAGAUCUUUGGCUCGUUAAUAAUAUAUUCGAAAUGAAUGAUGAGAAUUGCAUGGCUGAGUAUUAUGCCAUCUGCGAGUUGCGACAACCAAAGAAGACUUGUGACGUGUGUGAAUUGAAAAUUUUUUUGGAAAGAUUUAUGCAACAAACAAAUAUUCCAUACUGUCAAAAUUAGUUAGGUAGAACUACCACUAUGUUCAGAACUUGCAGGACCUACAGAACAGAUAAAUGAUAUUCGGCUUACUUGUAGUAUAAAACAGUUUCAGAAUUAUA